AUGAUUUCAAUGUAUCCAGGCUUGUUUUCAAGCUUUCCUGAAGAUUUAAAAACUGAUUCAAGCAUUAUUCAAGCAAGCUUGCCUUAUAGCUUGGCUCUUGUUCCUGAAAAUGCAAGAACGGAGGAAUUUUAUUUACAGUUAUGGAAUAAGAAGGCAAGAUUGUUUUUCAAAUGGAAAAGAGAACAUCCAAAAAUGGUUCAUGACGUUCUAUUUUCAAUCAAUGCAGAAACUGGAAAAUUAAUUCUGAGGGACCAUGUCACAAAAUAUUCAAAUUUUUUACGUUAUCUCUAUACGAGUCAUUUUGAUGGAAUUUCUAGUAUUGAAGAGGUGAUAUCUCCUUCCCAAGUUGCAGCUCUAGUGAGGAGUUCAAAAACGGGAUAUAUUCGAUCCACUAUUGGCUUUCCACAUAUGUCAAAAGAUGAGGUUGCUAUUGAGCUUGUCAAAAAGAGCGCCCAUACACAUUUUAUGCUAUUGAAUAAUGUGAAUCCAGAUCUUGUGGUUCCUUUGAUUACCAAACAAUUUAUCAUACAUGUCACGUAUACCUAUAAUUGUUAUUUUUCAACUCGCCUGGUACAUUUGCUUUGGGAUAGGGACAUGAUUAUCCUGAAAAAGAUCUUUGAAAGAACUGAGAGAGAGAUUAAAUAA
Messenger RNA from Naegleria fowleri, 645 nucleotides. RefSeq lists its product as uncharacterized. NCBI's taxonomy places the organism in Eukaryota, Heterolobosea, Eutetramitea, Acrasida, Naegleriidae. The coding region runs from base 1 to 645 and encodes 214 amino acids. The record is from RefSeq and is a predicted model, not a curated record. The transcript has a single exon.